CUCUUCCCAACUUUCUACUGCCUACCUCCCUCCCAAAGAGACAAGCCUGCUUGAUCAGAACCAGCCUCCAAGUCCACGCAUCGGCCCCAUUCAUUACGGCAGCAGUCUCGAUCAUCAAAAAGGACUCCUGAGAACCCCUGCUAUACUUUUUGGCGCGUCGAAGCGCGUAAUUCGGUGCACAUCCCGCGUCGUCUCUGCAUAUUCACCAUGGCGCGACCUCGAGCAGCGCUGGCGAGCGCAAACGACACCGACGCGUCAAUGCACAACGCAUCUGAUGACGGGAGGAACGGAAAUGACUCCAUGGACGUCGACGAGACUCCAGAUUACACAGACUCCGAGGACCCAAACACGACGGCAAGCAGCGUGGUGGGCGAGCCGACAGUAGACGGGAGGAGGCGACGUGCCGAGGCGAACCAACUGCGACGAAGCAUAUUUGGCAAGAAGCACGACAAGCUGGGUGAAUCACAGGAAGAUGAUUCUGUCCGUCGAUUCCGCUAUUUGCUCGGCCUCACCGACCUGUUCCGCCACUUCAUCGAGACAAACCCCAACCCCAAGAUCAAGGGAAUCAUGGAGGAAAUCGACCGACAGAACGCGGAAGAGCAAAAGGCGAAGAAGGGCGGCAAGCGACAGGGUGGCGCCGGAGCGGAGAGGCGCCGCCGAACCGAAGCUGAGGAGGAUGCUGAGCUGCUCAAGGAUGAGAAGCACGGCGGGUCUGCCGAAACAGUCUUUCGCGAGUCGCCGUCCUUCGUACACGGCGAGAUGCGAGACUACCAGAUUGCCGGUCUGAACUGGCUCAUAUCACUUCAUGAGAAUGGUAUUUCCGGUAUCUUGGCCGACGAAAUGGGUCUCGGAAAGACCCUGCAAACGAUCUCGUUCCUUGGUUACCUGCGGCACAUCAUGGGAAUAACAGGCCCACACUUGAUCACCGUCCCCAAGUCCACCUUGGACAACUGGAAGCGAGAGUUUGCCAAGUGGACACCGGAGGUCAACGUUCUGGUUCUACAAGGUGCCAAGGAGGAACGACAGCAACUCAUAGCAGAUCGUCUUGAGAGCGAGGACUUUGAUGUUUGCAUCACGAGUUACGAAAUGAUCUUGCGGGAGAAGUCCCACUUGAAGAAAUUCGCGUGGGAGUACAUCAUUAUUGACGAGGCCCACCGUAUCAAGAACGAAGAGUCCUCCCUUGCCCAAGUCAUCCGGCUUUUCAACUCACGGAACCGUCUUCUCAUCACCGGAACCCCACUACAGAACAACCUCCACGAGCUUUGGGCGCUGCUCAAUUUCCUCCUUCCUGACGUUUUUGGGGAUUCCGACGCCUUCGAUCAAUGGUUCUCCGCGCAAGAUCGGGACCAGGACACCGUCGUCCAACAACUGCAUCGAGUACUGCGCCCGUUCCUGCUUCGACGUGUCAAAGCAGAUGUUGAGAAGAGCCUGCUUCCCAAGAAGGAGGUCAACCUCUACGUCGGCAUGGCGGAUAUGCAGGUUAAGUGGUACCAGAAGAUUCUGGAAAAGGAUAUCGACGCUGUGAACGGUGCUGGCGGCAAGAAGGAAUCCAAGACGCGGCUGUUAAACAUCGUUAUGCAGCUCCGCAAGUGCUGCAACCAUCCUUACCUCUUCGAAGGAGCGGAGCCCGGCCCGCCUUACACCACGGACGAGCACCUCGUCUACAAUGCUGGGAAGAUGUUGGUCCUGGACAAGCUCCUGAAGCGGAUGAAAGCGCAGGGCAGCCGUGUUCUGAUAUUCUCUCAAAUGAGUCGACUACUCGACAUUCUCGAGGACUAUUGCGUUUUCCGAGAAUACAAGUACUGCCGAAUUGACGGCAGCACAGCACACGAGGACCGUAUUGCUGCCAUUGACGAAUACAACAAGCCUGACUCCGAGAAGUUCGUCUUCCUUCUGACCACUCGUGCAGGAGGUCUUGGUAUCAAUUUGACGAGCGCCGAUAUCGUUGUGCUUUACGACAGCGACUGGAACCCACAGGCUGAUUUGCAGGCCAUGGACCGAGCCCACCGUAUCGGACAGACCAAGCAGGUCGUGGUCUACAGAUUUGUAACGGACAACGCAAUUGAAGAGAAGGUCCUCGAGCGUGCUGCGCAGAAAUUGCGCCUCGAUCAACUGGUCAUUCAGCAGGGGCGUGCCCAAAUUGCAGCCAAAGCAGCAGCCAACAAGGAUGAGCUCCUGUCGAUGAUUCAGCACGGUGCGGAGAACAUCUUCCAGUCCAAGAAGACCGGUGCCGCCCAGGCUGAUGCAGCUGAUGGCAUGACUGACGUCGACAUCGACGCCAUUCUAUCUGCCGGAGAAGACAGGACGAAACAACUCAAUGCAAAAUACGAGAAGCUUGGUCUGGAUGAUUUACAGAAGUUUACGUCAGAGUCUGCUUACGAGUGGAACGGAAAAGACUUCACCAGCACGAAGAAGGAUAUUGGCAUCAACUGGAUCAACCCAGCGAAGCGAGAGAGGAAGGAGCAGAUCUACUCGAUAGACAAGUACUACAAGCAAGCACUGCAGACCGGCGGUCGUACUGCGGAUACGAAGCCCAAGGCACCCCGCGCCCCGAGGCAACUAUCGAUUCAGGACUACCAGUUCUAUCCCGAGAGGUUGAAGGAGCUGCAAGACCGCGAGACAGCCUUCUACCGCAAGGAGAUAGGCUACAAGGUUCCCCUCGCUGACGGCGACGAGGACAACCUGGCAGAGCGUGAAGCCGAGCGAGAGGCGGAGCAGCGCAUCAUUGACGAGGCCGUGCCCCUGACCGAGGAAGAACAAGCAGAAAAGGCGGAGUUGGCCAAGGACGGCUUCGAGGAGUGGAACCGCCGCGAUUUCCAGCAAUUCAUCAACGGCUCGAACUUGUAUGGCCGCAACAACUAUGAAGGCAUUGCCACACACUGCCAGAACAAGAACGCCGCCGAGAUCAAGCAGUACGCGAAGGUGUUCUGGCAGCGGUAUGAGGAGAUUGCGGAUUGGCAAAAACACCUCAAACAUAUUGAAGAAGGCGAGGAGAAGCUCCGCAAGAUCGAGCACCAGCGCAAGAUGCUGCGCAAGAAGAUGUCAAUGUACCGUGUUCCUCUUCAGCAGCUCAAGAUCAACUACUCUGUCAGCACCACGAACAAGAAGGUGUACAGCGAGGAGGAGGACCGUUUCCUGCUGGUCCAGCUCGACAAGCAUGGAGUCGACUCCGAGGGCAUCUACGAAAAGAUCCGGGACGAGAUCCGGGACAGUCCCUUGUUCCGAUUCGACUGGUUCUUCCUCAGCCGCACAUCGCAGGAGCUAGGCCGUCGCUGCAACACGCUCCUCGCGACAAUAGUCAAGGAAUUCGAGGAUGUGCAGCCCAGCCACAAGGGCGCGAACGGGGUCAACGGCAAGCAGAAGAGGGAGGUGGAAGACGAGGAGAACGAUGACGACAGCGUCUCCGGCAUGGCCCCUGCUAAGAAGAAGUCGAAGACGAACGGUGUCAAGAACAAGGCAUUGGACAACGUCAAGUCCAAGGCCAACUCUGCGGCACCGUCCCGUGCGUCAAGCGUUGCUUCCACCAACUCGAACGCUGCUUCGAAAGGCAAGGCCAAAGGUAAAAAGAAGUGAGCAACUGUUCGGGACAGGUGACCUUAAGCAUGUCAUUUGUAACCCUACUGGUGUCAAUGGACCCCGCAGCUUUCCACAGAGAAGGUCUUGCUUGGGUCCCAGGAGUUUAGGAGUUUCUGAUGUGUGGCUGAUGAUACGUCUUGAGUUGGGGUUUUGGGAGAGGAAGAGACGAAAAGUACGACAGCCGAGACAGGCUGGUGCGGCGUUUGGUCUGUCAUUGAUCACCUCUUGUCGAGUGGCUGGAUCAUCAACGUUCUGGUAUUCGGCCGGGCCAUGAAUUGUGAGAUAGAUGACUAGGCAUUACUACAUAGAACUUGUGUGUGCACUGCUCAGAGACGGAUGGAUGCAAAGAAAAAGAAUGCGACGAAUGACUGUUUCAUGAAGUCUUCGAUUCCAUUUUCACUCCACUCAUAGUGUUAUGGACAAUGUAUCUCUCUGCUCUCUUAACCUUCCGGGCGUCGCCUGGGUGGAUCGCCCUUCAAGUAUACCUUACCGGGGCCCUGGCCACCUCGGGGAUACCGUGUGCCUUUUCAUUCAAGAAAUGCCCCCCUUGUCAGCCCAUGCUUCACCGACCGCCCUGGGUAUUCAAUCGCAGGAUGCUGUUCGUAAGGGUGGAAUUCUUCGCAAGACCAACUCCAUACGGUCUUCAGAAGAAAAUCACACCUAAGCAGAACGCAUCCAAGAAAUAAACCCCGCAAAAAAAGCAUUUUCUUUUGCCAGAAACGCCUGCCUGCCUGCCUGCCUGCCU
Molecule: messenger RNA, 4321 nt
Organism: Diaporthe batatas
Lineage: Eukaryota; Fungi; Ascomycota; Sordariomycetes; Diaporthales; Diaporthaceae
Exons: 4
Coding region: 208-3573 (1121 amino acids)
Biological process (GO): regulation of transcription by RNA polymerase II; nucleosome organization
Cellular component (GO): chromatin; nucleus
Molecular function (GO): ATP-dependent chromatin remodeler activity; ATP hydrolysis activity; ATP binding
Source: RefSeq, a predicted model, not a curated record